This is a messenger RNA of Sander lucioperca (pikeperch), 1726 nucleotides long. It is a transcript of the gene tmem121b, whose product is annotated as transmembrane protein 121B. The transcript has a single exon. Bases 33 to 1307 code for a protein of 424 amino acids. The record is from RefSeq and is a predicted model, not a curated record. NCBI's taxonomy places the organism in Eukaryota, Metazoa, Chordata, Actinopteri, Perciformes, Percidae.
GAAAUCAGCUCUAGUCCAUUCCAUCAGACUCCAUGCCUUCCUUUGCGCAUGUCUCUUUUUCUCCACCUUUAAAAUCAUCAGGAAGUAAGAAAAAGGGGAGAAAGGGAGGCGACCGCACAAAUACAAUGCUCUCAGAAACUGGGAAAGACAAUCCGAAGGCAGAUUAUCUCCGAUCCGAAGCGAGCUAUUGCACACACUCCCCCGUCUCCUCUUCUCCGGAAGCCGGGCAGCUAAGCAGGAGGCGGGACACCCAGACCACCAGCGGCAGCAUCCUUCCGGAGGACAGCGGCAGCAUCCAGCCCCUGGUCUCCGCAGCCGCGGCCGCCGCCUGCAUCAUGACAUCGGGGGAGCUGAUGCAGAGCGCUCCGCUGCUGGCGCACCGAUCCAAGAGGAGCCUGCUGUACAAGGCGCUCUGCUUCCUUCUGCUCGUCUUCCAGGGCGGCGUUCUGGACUUCUACCUCAUCAUCUUCACCGACCUGUACUGGUGCUCGUGGAUCGCCACGGACCUGGUGGUGAUCUCGGGCUGGGGGAUCUUCUUCAUGAAGAACGCGCGGAGCAAGCGGGAGCGGGCCUGCGGCUUCCACCAGAAGAGCUCCAUGUUCGGCUGCAACCUCGGGGAGUUCACCUACGCCUACCUGGCCUGGCUCAUUUACGUCAUCGCCUGCACUCCGAAGGUGGUGCUCAUCCUGGAGACGUCCAUCCUGGACCUGAUCGAGCUCAAGGUUCCGUGCGGAGUGACCGGCUUCAAGAUCGUCAUGCUGCUGUCCGCGCCGCUGCUCUUCUGCCUCAUCAACUCCAUCAUCGAGGAUCUGAACGGGGCGACGCGGCACCGCUCCCACGGCUGCUUUAUGAGCACCUGCCUGGACCUGCUGGACAGCUUCACGCUGGUGGAGAUGCUGCUGAGGAACGAGAUCCCCGCCGCGUACCUCAAGUACACCGUGAUCUCGGUGUACUUCGUGGCGCUGGCCGUGCCGGUGGUCUGGCUGUACGAGCUGACGGCGGCGGAGCUUCGCUGCCGUUGGCUGUGGGCCCGCUUCUCCACGGGCCUGCUGGUCAACGCACCCCUGCUGGUAGUGCGCUGUUUCCAGGUCUACGUCUACAGGAUGCCGGUGUCAGUGUUCAUGCUCAAAAACAUCUUCUUCUUGGUGUGUAAGUUGCUGGAGCUGGUGGAGCAGUGUGUGGCGGUGCGGGGGGUCCGGAGGCUGGCCGGCGGCGGCAACAACCCGGCCCAGUUCUCCCACUGCGUGUCCGAGAACGACAUGUGUCCGCACGGAUACGUCAACACCCUGGCCGUGACCCAGUCAUAGAGCCCGGUCCCGGGCUGAAAACCGAGAGCCGCCUGCCUGUGUGGUGGCGGGAAAGUGGGGAAUUCGUGUUGCGUUCCAGACACAGCUGGGAAUGGUAAAAUUCAAAUUUGGUCCAAAUUACAAACCCAUACAGUUCCUGCUUCCAGAUAGGCUCUGGAUACAUACAAUUAUAUGACUAGGUAGAAAACGAAUUAUCAAGAUAGGCAACAUUUAAAGGGUUACUUCACCCAAAUUGAAAAAUACACAUUUCUCAGUUACCUCUAGUAGUGAGAGAUAGAGGGGCCCCAGACCCCCCCAAUCCAACCUUGCACAAUUGUGGUUGUGAGUACAAAUGUUGGACAGCAUUGGAAAAUGACAUUUGUCUUCCCACAAACAGCUGUCCCUGUUACCGUGGUUACUGUCAGAACACACUAGAAACA